GCCAAUUUGUGUUGGGUGGCAAAGUUGCAACUUUUCACUGGGGUAGUUGAAUGAAGCUGACUUGAGAGACAGGAAACCCCAAUAUGCUUUCCGAGUUUCCACAGGAAUAGAAUAGGAAGAAAGGGUUAACCUGUAAAUACGUGUGGUGCUUGCUUGUGGAGGGAGUUGUGGAUUCUUUCGGCCCUGCCGAUUGAUUAUCGAGAAUAAGAAGAAGUUGAAAAGAGAACAGCUUGUAACUUUCUCCCUUUCCUCCCUUCUUGGCUUGUUGAACAUUUGUAUUUCACGCCCACUUUCUCCAAUCUAGGGUUCCUGAAUCUUCUCUCGUUCUCUAUUUCAGUAUUUCCUGCUUCCCACAUACGCAGGGUAGCAGCAUACGGCCAAUUCGAUCCUCCAUUCUCCGCGUCAGUGGGAUCAGAUGGACAAUCAAGCUGCUACCAGUUGCUCCGCCUGCAGCCCCGACCAGGAGAAGCAGAUCGUAAAGCAAUUGACACGCGAAGCUGAAGCCUCUUUGAAGGAAGGCACUUUGUUCUUUGUCAUCUCCGCAAGGUGGUUCUCGGGCUGGGAGAGGUAUGUGGGUCGAAGUGCCACUGACUGCUUAUCUGACUCGCCGUCAUCUGAUUCCGAUGAAUCCACUUCCAAGCCUGUAGAUAGACCUGGUCCAAUCGAUAACUCUGAGCUAAUUGAGAAUGAUAGUCAAUCUGAGGGUGGUGAUUUCGAUCUGGUCAGAACCUUGCUUGAAGGCAAGGACUAUGUUUUAGUGCCGCAGCAAGUUUGGGAAAAGCUUGUGCAGUGGUACAAGGGAGGUCCAGCAUUGCCGAGGAAGGUGAUUUCGCAAGGUGUUUCCAAUAAAAAGCAACUCAAUGUUGAGGUUUAUCCACUUCGUCUGAAGUUGAUUGAUUUUAGAGACGAGAGCACGUACAUAAUCAAGUUAAGCAAAAAGGCUUCUUCACAUGAGCUGUAUGAGAAGGUUUGUGCACUUAGAGGAGUAGAGCGUGAAAAGUGCUUGAUUUGGGACUACUUCAACAAACGAAGACAUUCACGACUGCUUUAUUCCAGUCAUACCCUUGAGGAAUUGAACUUGCAGAUGGACCAAGAGAUUCUUCUCGAGCUACCAGUGGAUCGAUCAUACGCUUCCCAACAUGGAAGAGAUUCAACUGGUAAUGAAUUAGCUGUGGUACCCAUGGAGCCUCAGAGGUCCCACCAGUCAAUUGCUGGGGGCUCAAGUGUGUCAAAUGGCCACUCAACCUCAUAUAGCCUCAACAUCAAGCCAGGAAAUGUGGACUCUAUCUUUAAGGAUGCGGAUGAGGGUCUUGGUGGUCAGAGCUCUUCGGGGAAGGGAGAGAAGGGAGGUUUGGCAGGAUUGCAGAAUUUGGGGAAUACGUGUUUUAUGAAUAGUGCGUUACAGUGCUUGGUCCACACCCCACCUCUUGUUGAUUACUUCCUUAAGGAUUAUGCUGCAGAGAUCAAUAAAGAAAAUCCAUUAGGAAUGCAUGGUGAGCUUGCACUUGCAUUUGGGGAGUUGUUGAGGAAAUUGUGGUCGUCAGGGCGGACCUCAAUUGCACCUCGUGCUUUUAAAGGGAAACUAGCACUAUUCGCUCCACAGUUUAGUGGAUAUAAUCAGCAUGAUUCCCAAGAGCUCCUUGCUUUUUUACUGGAUGGCCUACAUGAAGAUUUGAAUCGUGUGAAACGGAAGCCUUACAUUGAAAUGAAGGACAGAAGUGGUCAUCCGGAUGAGGAAGUUGCCGACGAGAGUUGGCAGUAUCACAAGGCCCGGAAUGAUUCUGUGAUUGUCGAUGUCUGCCAAGGUCAAUACAAGUCAACUUUGGUCUGCCCAGAUUGCAGCAAAGUCUCUGUUACUUUUGAUCCACUCAUGUACUUGUCAUUACCAUUACCUUCUACAGUCACUCGGACUAUGACCGUGACAAUAUUUUAUGGGGAUGGAAGGGGUCUCCCAAUGCCAUACACGGUGUCAGUGUCCAAACAUGGCCAGUGCAAGGAUCUUAUCCAGUCACUGGCUGUCGCAUGUUGUUUGAGAACUGAUGAAAGCCUUCUGUUGGCAGAAGGGACUGGGAAAAAGAAACUAGAGAUUCUUCAUCGAGAAAGUUCUUCAGCUGGCAUUAGAAAGUAUUUUGGAGCACCUCUGGUUACUUAUUUGGAAGGGGAGCCACCAACUGGAGCUGAUAUUGAUGUUGUUGUAUCAAGAUUACUCUCACCCUUAAGAAGAACCAGUUCUUCUAUGAUUGCGCACAGUAAUGGUGAAAUGUCUAGUGUAUGCUCAGUUGAGUGCGAAACAAAGGAUCAGCCAAUGGAUGAUGUUGUUGAUGAGCAAGAUGGUCCCAGCCAACAACUGUCAAACCAGCUCUUCUUAUUUGAAGAUCGGGGCUCAAGUGGCAAGCCUAUCUUUAGGGACACUGUCAUCAAAACUGGAAACCACACAAAGAUUUGCCUAGACUGGAGUAAAGAAGAACACAGGUUAUAUGAUUCUAGUUACCUUAAGGAUCUUCCUGAUGUGUAUCACAAGACUGGAUUCAGUGCAAAGAAGACCCGGCAGGAAGCCAUCUCUUUGUUUUCGUGCUUGGAGGCAUUCUUAAGGGAGGAACCUCUAGGGCCUGAUGACAUGUGGUAUUGUCCCAACUGUAAAGAGCAUCGUCAAGCUACCAAGAAACUGGAUUUAUGGAUGUUGCCAGAGAUUCUUGUUGUUCACAUGAAACGGUUCUCGUAUAGUAGAUGGUUUAAGAACAAGCUGGAUACUUUUGUGGAUUUCCCGAUUCAUGAUCUUGAUUUGAGCAACUAUGUGAAGAAGAAGGAUGGGAAUUCAUGUACAUACGAGCUUUAUGCCAUCAGUAAUCAUUAUGGUGGCCUAGGUGGCGGACAUUACACAGCAUAUGCCAAGCUAAUUGACGAGGACAGAUGGUAUAGCUUCGACGAUAGCAGGGUAUCUCCAGCUAACGAGGAGGAGAUCAAGACUUCGGCUGCAUAUGUAUUAUUCUACAGAAGAGUGAAACCUCAAGAUCAGAGGGGGAAGACAUCAUAAGGGUUGUUGCAGUUUUCUCAAAGGUCAGGAUCUAUACCAUAACAGCUUGAACCUUUUCUUAUCCAUCCAUCGAAUAGAAAUCCCAGAAGGCUUUCCUUGAAACGGGUUUAUUAUCGGUCUAAGUUUAAUUUGGUGGGCAAGAGACUGAGAGUUUGGUCCUGAGUAAAAGGAUGGCCUUUCCUUUUUCCGUGGGGAGGGUGUUCUGAUUGGAUGAUAUAAAGCAGCCGCCACAGUAUAAGAUUCCCCGCGGCGGAAUGAUGGUGGGAAGAAAGAAACAAAGAUGGAUAGAAAGGAAGGACGAAGGGUUCUGUGAGCUAUGUUGUAGCCAUGUGCUUAUGUUGUGGACUGACAGAGGCAGGCAGGUAAAAUUAGCUGUAGCUACGGAAAUAGUAAGGUAAGAUGGGAGGUUUAUUUCUUUCUGCCUGCGGCAAUGAACAAAUUGCUGUUUCUAUGUUGGGGAGAGGUGUAGUGACAACACACUGUCCCACCAAUUUUUCAACUAAGUUUAUUGUUAUUAUUACCUAGAUUUAUAUCACGGAUCCAUUUUGCCUUUCCUCCUCAAAUUAUGUUCGCUACUUCAUUGUCCUUAUCGGACUUCAUCGUUCUUAUCAGUGUUAAUGGUGCCAUAUCGGCCUGACUGAAAUCUACUUCAAUCAGACCAGUACGGUAUACAUAAAGAAGA
Messenger RNA from Linum tenue, 3716 nucleotides. The record is from the annotation of a GenBank genome assembly. Lineage: Eukaryota; Viridiplantae; Streptophyta; Magnoliopsida; Malpighiales; Linaceae.